Molecule: messenger RNA, 2019 nt
Organism: Thermochaetoides thermophila DSM 1495
Lineage: Eukaryota; Fungi; Ascomycota; Sordariomycetes; Sordariales; Chaetomiaceae
Exons: 6
Coding region: 1-2019 (672 amino acids)
Source: RefSeq, a predicted model, not a curated record
AUGUCUGCCAACAUUUACGAGAACACUGCUACCUUUGGCAAUGGCGUCAACAAGACUACUGUCAUCAACAACACUGCUGCCGCUACUGGCACUGGAAACAAUGUCAAUAACGAUGGCUCGAUUAACUUUCCCGGCUUUCGGAUACCCCCUCUCGCUGGAGGCGAGUUUAGCGCCAUCCCUAAGGCCUCUAUCAUGUUCGGCGCCAUGUCCUUCCCCAUUGCUAAGAACGAGGCUAUUCACCCUACCACUCUUGACUCUGUCUCCCCUGCUACCAUCACCGAGACUUCUAAGCAGGGUGCCACAGAGCCCAACAAUAAGGAAGAGAUCGAUCCUCUCUUUGACAAGGUAAUUUCUGAACACGACGACAAGCGAGCCAUUAGUGCCAAUGGUCAAGCUGGCAGCCGCGAUGACAACGAUAAUGAAGAUGAGGAUGACAAUGUUUUUGCUGCCACACCGUUCACCUGGAAUCACAUUGCUGCCUCGCAUGAGGCAUAUGUUGCUGCGCAGCAGCAGGCCCAGAAGAGAAACAGCACUGUCAACAAUGGCACCGCCUCUUCGUCUUCUGGCAACCUGCCCACUGCUGCUACUAUUGAUAUCACCAACUCUUCCACCACUGUCACACCGCACUCCAGCGGCAUCAAGACUGUCAAGGCCCAGUCCCAGCCAAUGCGCGCUGCCGCCUCCUCAGCCACUCCAGCAGCUCCCGCGACAAUCGUCAUCGAUGAAGAAGAGGUGCGGCGGUCCGAGGCUGCCGAGCGCAAGCUCGAGGGCAGCCUCGAGCACAAGGACGUACUGGAACUGGGCGGCGGCGACAUCGUCGGCAUCGCCAUGUUCGGGUCGACGCUGCACAAGGCGCUGUUUGUUGACGCUGCUGAGGCGGGCGACAUUCAGUUGCCCGGUGCAGCGGCCGAAGCCGAUACCCCCGCCCGCGCGCCCGUCCCUUCCUCGGCUCCUGCUGCUGCGCCCGUGGUGGCCGCGCUCGUGGAGCCUGCCGAGCCGACCUGUCCUCCGUCCCUACCCCCGCGCCUGGUCGACGUUAAGAUCACCCGACCAGCCGGGACCGGCGGCCCGUUGGGGCCCAAUAAGUGCCCCGAGUUGGGGCAGACGCCGCGCGCCGAUGCGGUGCGCAGAGAGCUCUUCCUCCGGCACGAGGAGGAUGUUCGGCUGCUGUGCCGCUAUCAGGAGGCCUACAAAUCGUGGGCCGAGCAUAUUGCUCGGCUCAAAAAGAGCAAUUCAAUUCCUGUGGAUGGUCUGUUCUCGCCCGAUGGCUCAGUCCCGGUUCCCUCCCCCUCCACCACGACCCCUCCUCUCGACGAGGAGGGUCAGAAGCUCAAGCGCGAGGCUAUCGACGCCCAGAUGGCCUAUCUCCGCAACCACCAAGCCUUCGAGGCUUGGAAGGCCAGCUGCCCCGCAGUGGCCGUCAUUUAUGACGGCAUCCAACGAGAGAUGGAGUUGGUCCAAUCUGGUGCGCGGUUCGAAAACAAACAGCGUAAAGCGAUUGUCGAGGAGGUCAAGGACGAAAAGGAGCGGCAAGCCAGCCUCGCCCAGUUCGAUCAGAUGGCCGCCCUGAUGAGGGAGUCGCGGGAGCACGACUUAUGGCGUCGUCGUGUCGAGGCGAUGAUGGGAGCUGAAACAAUGCUUGUCGAGGCCGAGAAUCGCGCCGUUAAGGAGUGCCAUAAGACCGAGAAGGAAAAUCAACGGGCCGAAGAGGAGGCUCGCAAGAAAGAAGAGGAGGAGGAGGAGGAGGCCUGUCGCCAUGCUGAGGAAGAAGCUCGCCGGAAGGCCGAGGAGGAGGAACGCCAUCGGGCGCAAGAAGCCUGCAAGAAGGCUGAAGAGGAAGCUCGUGGACACGCUAAAGAAGAGGCGCGCAAGAAAGCCGAGGAAGAAGAUGCUGCCGCCAGAGAGCAUGCCCGACUCGAGGAGCAGCAGAGGGCUGCUCAAGCUGAAGCCCUCGCCAACGAUACCCGUGCAGCCGCGUUCGACGAUCUCAAUGGCGACUUCGAGGACCUCGGGUUCUAG